Messenger RNA from Apodemus sylvaticus (European woodmouse), 1853 nucleotides. Its product is annotated as zinc finger protein 431-like. Bases 1 to 1827 code for a protein of 608 amino acids. The record is from RefSeq and is a predicted model, not a curated record. Gene Ontology annotation, cellular component: nucleus. Lineage: Eukaryota; Metazoa; Chordata; Mammalia; Rodentia; Muridae. The transcript has 4 exons. Gene Ontology annotation, biological process: regulation of transcription by RNA polymerase II. Gene Ontology annotation, molecular function: DNA-binding transcription factor activity, RNA polymerase II-specific; RNA polymerase II transcription regulatory region sequence-specific DNA binding.
AUGGGUCUCAAGUUGGGCACGGGUCCUAUUGGCAAGACCAUCAUAUUGAAGAACAAUGCCAAAAUUUUAGAAGUCAUGAAAGCCUUUGCAAGAUCCAGUCAUCCUCAGUAUCAUUUGGGGAUACAUACUGGAGAGAAAACUAAUAAUUGUAAUCGACGUGGUAAAGCCUUUGCAGGACCCUGUGAUCUCCAAUAUCAUAAAAGAACACAUACUGGAGAGAAACCUUAUGAAUGUAAUCAAUGUCGUAAGACCUUUUCAUGUAACGGUAGUCUCCAAAGACAUAAAAUAACUCAUAGUGUAGAAAAACCUUAUGAAUGUAAUCUGUGUGGUAAAGCCUUUGCAAGAUCCAGUUAUCUCAAGUGUCAUAAAAGAACACAUACUGGAGAGAAGCCUUUUGAAUGUAAUGUAUGUGGUAAAGCUUUUACAGUAGCCAGUAAUCUUCAAUAUCAUAAACGAACACAUACUGGAGAGAAACCUUAUGAAUGCAAUCAAUGUGGUAAAGCCUUUACAGUAUCCAGGAAUCUUCAAUAUCAUAAAAGAACACAUACCGGAGAGAAACCUUAUGAAUGUAAUCAGUGUGGUAAAACCUUUACAGCAUCCAGUAAUCUUAAAUAUCAUAAAAGAACACAUACUGGAGAGAAACCUUAUGAAUGUAAUCAAUGUGGUAAAGCCUUUGCAGUUCAGUGUAACCUCAAAAGACAUAAAAGAACACAUACUGGAGAGAAACCUUACAAAUGUAAUCAAUGUGGUAAAGCCUUUACAGCUUCCAGUAAUCUUAAAUAUCAUAAAAGAACACAUACUGGAGUGAAACUCUAUGAGUGUAAUAUAUGUGGUAAAGCCUUUACAAGAUGCAGUAAUCUCCAAUAUCAUAAAACAACACAUACUAGAGAGAAACCGCAUGAAUGUAAUCAAUGUGGUAAAGCCAUUGCAAGAUCCAGUUAUCUCCAAAGACAUAAAAUUACACAUACAGGAGAGAAGCCUUAUGAAUGUGAUCAAUGUGGUAAAGUCUUUGCACAGCGUAGUAAAUUUCAAUAUCAUAAAAGAACACAUACUGGAGAGAAUCCUUAUGUAUGCAAUCAAUGUGGGAAAGCCUUUGCAUGUCACAGUACAUUCCAAUAUCAUAGAGUAACACAUACUGGAAAGAAACCUUAUGAGUGCAAUCAAUGUGGUAAAGCCUUUGCAUAUCACAGUGCUCUUCAAAUACAUAAAAGAACACAUACUGGAGAGAAACCUUAUGAAUGUAAUCAAUGUGGUAAAGCCUUUGCACAGCACAGUUAUCUCCAAAUUCAUAAAAGAACACAUACUGGAGAGAAACUUUAUGAAUGUAAUCAAUGUGGUAAAGCCUUUGCAUGUCACAGUAAUCUGCAAACACAUAAUAGAACACAUACUGGAGAGAAACCUUAUGAAUGUAAUCAAUGUGGUAAAGCUUUUACAUGUCACAGUAAUCUGCAAACACAUCAAAGAACGCAUACUGGAGAGAAACCUUAUGAAUGUAAUCAAUGUGGUAAAGCCUUUGCACGGCGCAGUACUCUCCAAUAUCAUAAAAGAACACAUACUGGAGAGAAACCUUAUGACUGUAAUCAUUGUGGUAAAGCCUUUGCACGGCGCAGUACUCUCCAAUAUCAUAAAAGAUCACAUACUGGAGAGAAACCUUAUGAAUGUAAUCAAUGUGGUAAAGCUUUUACACAUCACGAUAAUCUCCAAUAUCAUAAAAGAACACAUACUGGAGAGAAACCUUAUGAAUGUAAACAAUGUGGUAAAGCCUUUGCAAGACCCAGUCAUCUCCAGUAUCAUAAAAGAACACACACCGGACAGAAAACUUAUUAAUGUAAUCAAUGUGGUAAAGUGUUUUC